GUCACCCAGUAGCUCGACCACCUUUUCAAUGUUUGAGACCUCCUUCUGACGCGAAGGAGAACGGGCGUCCUUCUGGUGUAGACUGGAACUGUUCGCCCGCGGAGGCUGGAAGUUGAACCCUGGUUAACUGUCAGGAACAAGCCAGUGAGUUGUCAGCCUAGAUCUGCUCCCCAGAUGUGGUGCAGGCUCUAUCAGGCUCCUCUUUAAGUCAUCUCUUGCUGGAUUGUCUUGGACACUCUUGCCUUUGUGGCACCAGACUAAACCUUCCCAAAUAAAAUUUUGGGGAAAAGAUUCAGUCAAAUUGGAACUGGAGUAUGGGAUUCUGCAAUGUGUGAACCCCAAAGAGCAGAGGACACCUCAACUACCUUCUGUACAGUGCUGUGUCAGUGUACCAAAAGCUCAAAGAGCCUGUAAUGAGGGUUGCAGGAAGGCGUGCGAGCAAGAUCUAGCUGUCUCCAGUGAAUAUGAGAUUUGAGGUGCAGAAAUCUCCCAUGGCUCCUUUUCACAUCCGCCAGUACCAGGAGAGAGACCGCAAAAGGGUCCUGGACUUGUUUUCCCAGGGCAUGGAGGAGCACAUCCCCGCCACCUUCUACCACGCACUCAUGCUGCCCAGAACCCUCCUGCUCCUACUUGGGGCACCCCUGGCUCUAGUCCUGAUGUCUGGUUCCUGGUUCUUGGCCAUUCUAUGUACAUUCUGUCUGCUCCUUUCCCUGUGGCUCCUUGCUAGAUACCCCUGGAGGAACUAUGUGGACACAUGUUUGCGCGCAGACAUGGCUGACAUCACCAAGUCCUACCUGAGUGGUCGUGGCUCCUGCUUCUGGGUGGCAGAAUCUGGUGAACAGGUGGCAGGCAUUGUGGGUGCUCUGCCAGUCAAGGAUCCACCAUUAGGGAGGAAACAGCUGCAGCUCUUUCGCCUGUCUGUGUCCUUGCAGCAUCGAGGACUGGGGAUAGCCAAAGCCCUGGUCAGAACUGUCCUCCAGUUUGCACGGGACCAGGGCUACAGUGAAGUGGUCCUUUACACUGGCAGGAUACAGCGUGGUGCCGUGGCUGUCUACCAGAAUAUGGGCUUCCAGGAGACAGGCACAUCCUUCUUAAACAUCGUCUCAAAGUUCUUGGAUGUCUCUGUAGUUCAUUUCAGGCUGCUUUGGCAUGGUACCUACGCCACCAUCUUAACCGGAAGUUCCUCAGCCGAUGAAAAAUGCAUAUUUUCUUGCUCAUUGGACUCUAAUCUGUUUGAUGUGAAGUGGAAGGACUGGGGCAGAGAAGUGCUCCAAUUCAUCUAAAACCACGUGCAUGUGGUGGGUGACCACUGAGACAGUGGGGGUAGCUUUCAUAACCUCACCCAGAUGUGUGGCACCUCCUGGCACUGGCUAUACCCAAUUUCCUGGGUCAGUAUGACAGUGUAGAGGCCAAGCAUGGAGCGUGCCAUGGCUCCUAGAAGAGUACCUUGGGCUGGGGACUGUUUUAUACCUUCCAGUCUUGGGUCCAAGACUCAGGGACUUUGGAAACCUAGGUGUCUUGGACCUGGCCAUAUCAGAUGUUUGGGCAAGUUAGGAUGUGUCUCUAGCCUCAUGUUUGCAAGACUAUUUUCCAUUCUGUGACUUGACUCUAACACUGCAGGGCCAUUUGGGCCUAGAGUCUCUCACUGGGUUCUCUUCAACCCAACGGACCCUGUUGGUUACAGUUUUCCUGGAACACUACAUCCAGUAGCUUGUGACACUUGGGUAGCACUGUGGCUGCCUUCAGCUUUGGCACUGCAUCCUGCUCUCAGCUAGCUCCUCUGAGGAAUGUGACAGGCAGUUCUUUGCCAUCCUGCCACUGACCUUGCCCCAGCCCUCUUCACCGCUGGACCUUUGCCAAGUCAUUGGAUGAUGCCAAACCCACAUAAUGUGCUGCUCAGCACCAAGGCCUCACUCAGUCUUCCACCCAGGGCUUCGUGUCCUUGCCGCUUGCGUCCCUGUGCUUCUCUGAAAACUCAGCCUCCCACACUUGUUCCUCUGCUUGUCCCACUCAGGUCACCUUUACACCAGGUGUCUGUUGCCUCUUGAGCUCCAAGUCAACUUCAUACUCCAUUGUCACCUAUUCAGAACAGCCCUGUGUGUCAUGGGAGUAUAGAACUUGUCCUCCCUCAUUCUCUCCCUCUCUGCUUCCACCCAGGCUCCUCACACAUCAUAGCUAGGUUUUCUAGGAAGUGUUCCAGGCGAAAUGGAUGAAGAUACAAGAGGGGUAGGGGGGUUUCUCUUUUGGUCCCAGACCUUUGAAAUUUUACCCACUGGCAGGGUAAUGAGGACAUACAUGAUCCCUGGAUGCUGUGAUCCAGAUGACAGAUAUGGAGGGAUCAAACAGAACAACAACAACAACAAAAACUGCUGGUGCCUGAGAGGUGGCUCAGCAGUUAAGGUGCCUGCCUGCAAAGCCAAAGGACCCAGGUUUGUUUUCACAAUACCCACAUAAAU
Jaculus jaculus (lesser Egyptian jerboa) is the source of this 2456-nucleotide messenger RNA. Its product is annotated as N-acetyltransferase 8-like. The transcript has 5 exons. NCBI's taxonomy places the organism in Eukaryota, Metazoa, Chordata, Mammalia, Rodentia, Dipodidae. Gene Ontology annotation, molecular function: N-acetyltransferase activity. Bases 465 to 1283 code for a protein of 272 amino acids. The record is from RefSeq and is a predicted model, not a curated record.